This is a messenger RNA of Schistocerca nitens (vagrant locust), 696 nucleotides long. RefSeq lists its product as uncharacterized. NCBI's taxonomy places the organism in Eukaryota, Metazoa, Arthropoda, Insecta, Orthoptera, Acrididae. Gene Ontology annotation, molecular function: odorant binding; olfactory receptor activity. The transcript has 2 exons. Gene Ontology annotation, biological process: detection of chemical stimulus involved in sensory perception of smell; sensory perception of smell. The record is from RefSeq and is a predicted model, not a curated record. The coding region runs from base 1 to 696 and encodes 231 amino acids. Gene Ontology annotation, cellular component: plasma membrane.
AUGGAGCGCUGCGCUGCACUUCCCUGCAUGGCGAGCCGCGGCCCAGACGUGGGGGCGGUGCUGGGCCACAGCGCCACGCUGCUGCGACUGCAAGGUCUCUGGACCCCACCAGGGGGCGGCCGCACCGCUGCCAGCGCCCUCGCUGCCGCUGUCUCGCUGGCACUCGCGUGCGGGCUGGUCACCAUGUCCCUCCUCAAGCUACUGAUGGAUCGUCCACGAGAACUCGAGGAGUUAAUCGCAUGCAUCUUCAACGUGACAAUGCACGGCGAAAUGCUGGUCAAGGGGAUCACGAGUGUAACAGCGGUUAUUUGGGUGGCUUCCCCGCUGGUUCACCUGGUAGCCAACAUGGACACUGAGGUCUCUUCCGGAAAUCCUCGGCCACUGCCGCUGUCUGCCUGGUUACCACUGGACAUCUACGCAUCUCCCGCAUAUGAGCUUCUCUACAUUAUGCAAGUUCUGUGCAUAAUAGUCCCGUCUGUAGCCACUGUCUCCUCUGACUGCGUCUUUAUUGACCUGAUGCUGAGGGUUGCUGCCGAGUUAGAGAUUCUGAACGACAACAUUUCUAGUUUACGUAAAAUGAAGGUUUCAGCAAAAUCCAACGAGUACAUAUCAAGCAAUGUGGCCUCAGAUUUUGAGGUACAUAUACAGCUUUCGAAGAAUGUCAAGCACCACCAGGCAAUUCUUAGGUUUGUAUAA